This is a messenger RNA of Parnassius mnemosyne (clouded apollo), 657 nucleotides long. NCBI's taxonomy places the organism in Eukaryota, Metazoa, Arthropoda, Insecta, Lepidoptera, Papilionidae. The record is from the annotation of a GenBank genome assembly.
AUGUCUUUAACACCUCAAAUUUUGUUAUCAACUAUUGCCCGUGAGCGAUGUGUGGCAAAUAUAAAAGAGCUUCCUGCGUUCUCUUUCAACAGCGGAAAAAUUAAAGAGAAUGCCUCUGUAUUGGUGCCUUUAUGUGUGCAGAACGGAGAAGUGUUCCUUGUAUAUACACUUCGAUCGUCGAAUUUAAAAAAUCACAGUGGACAGGUAUCAUUCCCUGGGGGGAAAAGAGAUCGAGGUGAGACUGUUGUGGAAACAGCAUUGCGUGAAACUGAAGAGGAAAUAGGAAUUUCUCGCGAGAAAAUACACAUAUGGUGCGAAAUGCCUCAAGUCCAGGGUCGAAACAAAGAUAUACUUAUAACUCCAGUUGUUGGCGAAAUUUUAAAUUAUGACCCUCUCACAUUACGUCGUAAUGUGGAUGAAGUAGAUGAAAUUUUUACUGUUCCCAUGAAGAACUUUUGUGAUGUUAGAAAUCAUGCUCACCUAAAGUUUGAAAAGCAUAUUCUUCCUAUUUUUUUGUAUGAAAAACACAAAAUAUGGGGUAUAACAGGACUUAUAACUCAUUUAUUUUUGCAGUGUUUUUUACCUCCUGAUGUUUACAAUGUUGAUUUUUUAAGAAAACGAAUUGAGUUACAAGAACUUCAGUCUUCAAAACUUUAA